Messenger RNA from Bufo bufo (common toad), 4784 nucleotides. RefSeq names its product BRCA1 interacting helicase 1 (gene BRIP1). Gene Ontology annotation, molecular function: hydrolase activity, acting on acid anhydrides, in phosphorus-containing anhydrides; DNA helicase activity; DNA binding. The coding region runs from base 57 to 3704 and encodes 1215 amino acids. Gene Ontology annotation, cellular component: nucleus. Lineage: Eukaryota; Metazoa; Chordata; Amphibia; Anura; Bufonidae. Gene Ontology annotation, biological process: double-strand break repair involved in meiotic recombination; nucleotide-excision repair. The record is from RefSeq and is a predicted model, not a curated record. The transcript has 20 exons.
GUUCCGGGUUGCGUAGUGCAGUGAACGGGUGCAGUGCGACGUCUGUCAGAGGCAAGAUGUCAUCCACGUGUUCAGAAUAUACAAUUGGUGGAGUGAAGAUUGUGUUCCCAUGCAAGGCCUAUCCUUCCCAACUUGCUAUGAUGAAUUCAAUUAUGAGAGGAUUGAACUGCAAACAGCACUGUUUGUUGGAAAGUCCUACUGGGAGCGGGAAAAGUUUGGCAUUAUUGUGUUCUGCACUCGCAUGGCAGCAGUCUCAGUAUGGAAAGCCUGUUGACAAAGACGCAAAUGAUAAAGAGUGGAAAAAGGAAGAGCCUCAACAUUGUAGUUGCACAUGUCAUUUAAACCCUCCCCAAAAAAGCGCUGCAUCUGCUUCCACUUCUAGCGAUGGAGCUGGGUCAUCUUCUAGUGGCCUUUUGUCAACUCCAAAUGAGUCAUUCAAUCACCAAACUACACUUGCUGCAAAAUUAUCUGCUAAGAAAAAAGCUUCUGUUGCUACAGAUGAUGAUGAUGAUUUUCAGACUGAUAGAAAACGAAACCUCACUUCCCCUAGUGAGCUGCAGACGCGAAAGCGACGCUGUUUUGAGAAAGGGGUUCAUUAUAUUGAUGAUGAUGAAAAUGAUGGCAACAGCAGUUUAUCCUCUAGUUGUUGCAAACAGCAAAAACCUCCCGUUCCAUAUGCAUCUGAUGAUUCUGCAGCAUCUUCUUCAAAGCAGCACCAUGAACCUUGUAAUCUCUGCCUUUGCGGGUAUGAUAAAAAACAAGAUAAAGCUGAUCAAAAUGGUAAAAAGAAAGAAGAUGGUCAAAGGCAGAAGGUGCCUAAAAUAUAUUUUGGUACCAGAACACACAAGCAAAUAGCCCAGAUUACCAGGGAGAUGAGGAGAACUGCAUACUCUGCUGUUCGGAUGACUAUUCUUUCCAGCCGAGAUCACACCUGUGUUAACCCCAAUGUCCAUAGUAACAAGAAUGAGAAAUGCAGAGAGCUCAUUGAGGCGAAGGAUGGACCAUCAUGUCGUUACUACUACGGUGCUCAAAAGAUGAGUGAGCAGAACAUUUUGCAGUAUAGACUGGGAUUUAAUCAGGCAUGGGACAUUGAAGAGCUUGUAGGCCUUGGGAAAAGACUUCGUGCUUGCGCCUACUAUGCAGCUCGUGAACUAAUGACAGAAGCUGACAUUAUUUUUUGUCCUUACAAUUAUCUUUUGGACUCACAAAUUAGGGAAAGUAUGAAUAUUUGCUUGAAAGACCAGGUGGUAAUCCUAGAUGAGGCCCACAACAUGGAGGACUGUGCCCGGGAGUCUGCUAGUUUUAGUGUUACUGAAGCCCAGUUGCUGUUUGCUCGAGAUGAAAUAGACAGCAUGGUUAUCCAUGGUAUCAGACCCAGCGACCAUGAACCCUUACGAGGGGUUUGUUACAAUCUAAGCCAUUGGAUAAAGCAAUGUGCUGACAAUUUGGUGGAAAGAGAUUACGAAUCGUCAUGUAAAGUGUGGCACGGUAAAGAGAUUCUUUCAGUUUUCCAUGCCAUGGGUAUAACUAAUGCAACGUUUCCUAUGCUUAAGGGAAAUCUGGCUGCUGUAAUUGAAAAGGAGGAAAAGACAACCUUGCUAAAUGGACAGGAAUCUGUAGUGAAAAUUCCAACUCUUAGCCCUCCAACACAAAUGGUAUUGAAAGGACUCUUUGUUGUCUUAGACUAUCUGUUUCGUGAAAACAACAGAUUUGCAGAGGAUUACAGGAUUGCCUUGCAGCAGGUUUACACAUGGACAAACAAACAAGAUGUAGCAGAUGAAAAUGGAUUUUUUGCAAGACCAAAAAACCGGAGAAGUGUUCGUCAGAGAACUCUGCUUUACACACUAAACUUCUGGUGCUUGAACCCAGCAGUGGCAUUUUCUGAUCUAAGUGGCAAUGCUCGAACUAUUGUCCUCACUUCAGGCACAUUGUCUCCAAUGAGUUCAUUCUCAUCUGAACUAGGUGUGAAGUUUUCUAUCCAGCUUGAGGCCAGUCAUGUUAUCCAAAAAUCCCAGGUAUGGGUUGGGACAGUUGGUGCUGGUCCAAAAGGUCGUAAACUUUGUGCAACAUUUCAGCAUACAGAGACCUUCGAUUUUCAGGAUGAAAUUGGUGCCGUUUUACUAUCAGUGUGCCAGACAAUGAGCCAUGGAGUUCUUUGCUUCCUGCCUUCCUAUAAGAUGCUGGAAAAAUUAAAAGACAGGUGGAUGCACACUGGCUUAUGGGAGAGCUUAGAAAACAUCAAGACCGUCAUUAAAGAGCCGCAAGGUGGAGAUAAAGCGGAAUUUGAUAAACUGCUGCAGACAUAUUAUGAUGCAAUUCGUUUUAAAGGAGUGAAGGAUGGUGCCCUCCUGAUUGCAGUUUGUAGAGGUAAAGUGAGUGAAGGACUGGAUUUCUCUGAUGACAACGCCCGAGCUGUCAUAACAGUAGGAAUUCCUUUUCCAAAUGUUAAAGACCUACAAGUUGAACUGAAAAGGAAGUAUAAUGACCAACACUCAAAAACUAGAGGACUUCUGCCUGGCAGUCAGUGGUAUGAUAUACAAGCAUACCGAGCCCUUAAUCAGGCCUUGGGGAGGUGUAUCAGGCAUAAAAAUGACUGGGGUGCACUUAUUUUAGUUGAUGACCGUUUCAGGAGUAAUCCAAAGUAUAUAACUGGUCUGUCAAAAUGGGUGCGGCAGUUGGUCCAGCAUCAUUCUACAUUUAACAGUGCCCUGGAGUCUCUGGUAGCUUUUUCUACAAAUCAGCAACAGCUGGUCCAGAUAUCAAGUGUGGUCAGUGAUGAUAUGCGUCCUCAGGAACCUUCUCUUUCCACCAAUGAUAGCAUUAUCAGUUCUUCACUGCUGGAAGUCUCUAUUCAUCCUUCUGACAGUGUUUUACAACAUGCAGAAGAGACCCUUUCUACACCCAUCCGUGCCUCCCAACCAUCUGUAAUUACAAUUAUCUCUAGUUCUGACCAGUCAGGAUCUGAUGAAGAUAAAAAAGACAGAAAUAAAGGUGAUUUUAAUGUUUUUAGAGCCCAGAGGUCUAAAAAUACAAAUUUUAAAAGAGAAAAAGGGUUUCCAACUAAAAAGCAAGUGACCGAGAAAUCUGAGAAGCAGAAACUGAUCCUCACAAAGCAGAAGUCAUCUUUCUACUCUUUCUUCAUCAGCAGUCCUCUCACCUCAACUCCUCUUCCCUCUUCUUCAAGGAGAGACACCUACCAAAAUGCUAAUCUUGAGGUUGGAGCACUUGAGGGAAGAUGUUUAGCCCCAUCUAACAAACUGACUUUGGAUGCACCUGCCUCCACCAGUAAUGGAGACUGUGUUCAAAAUGUGUGUAAUGUCACUCCACUGUUUUGUGACAAUACAAAUGAUGUUAAUAAUGUACUAGAAAAAACUGAGAUAACUGAGGAAGAGGAUGAGGAUGUCACCAUCCAUUUUACUCCUGAACUUUUUGACAAUGAGAUUCAGAGGCACAGUCCUGAUAUGAAGGGAGCAGACAACUUUAUGCUGUUUCCAUCUGAUGAUGGUUGCAUUACACAUAAUGAGGACCACAACAGUGAUGGCAAAGAGAGAGGGUCAGAAAAUGAUUUAAACACUUGUAAUUUUAAUACAAUAGUAGAUAAAGUGGCUGUGUUACCAAGUGAACAUUCUGUUGAUGCACAGGGAGAGAAGAAAAGAAGAAAUAGACUUUCUAGGUCAAAGAAUAAAUCCUUUGAUCUUAAGUAAAUGCACUGCAAUGAAUAAAGCCAUACCUUACAACAGAACUUUUUUGUGGCCUAUGAAGGGUAGAGGGACACGUAUGCCAUUUUGAGAUAUUCCUGAUUAGACCCGGGACGUACACCCAUUUUGACUACAAAUGUUGAGAGGCAAGUAAAAUGCUAUGCUGUCCUGAGAAGGAGAUACUGAGCACAUAGAUAUUUUGUUUCAUUUGAUCUACUACCAGGGCACAGGGUCCUUUAACAUGUCCCAAUAACGAGCAGUGAUGGACAUGGACAAGUCUGUUGAUCAGCACCUGUUUAAAAGGCUUUUUUUUUUUUUUUUUUUAUAUAUACACACAGGCUGAUGGAAAGUGCAUGUAGGAUAAGCGGUUGUUACCUUAAGCAGUCAUCCCCCAUACUUUUACACUGUUGGCAGCUCAUCUGUUUCAUCUUCUGUUCUUCCAACUAGCAGGCAUUUCCAUACUCGCAGAAAUAAUCCAACAAAUGAGCAUUUGCUCUUUUGUCAGUUGAUCGCUAGGGCAUUUACACGAGUGUGAGUGUUCAUAUGAACGUUUGUUUCAAGUAACUGACCAAAUCUUCUACUUGUGUAAAAUGAUCUUAGAGAAACCCCUUGAGUAUGGCUUUAUCUGCCCACAAAAUGUGUAUACAGGGAGAACUGACAGGUACCGUGUGGGCAGGGGCAGUGGGACUCGAUGACUUUACAUCAUGGUAGCAUUUACAAUGCUUUUUGAAUAUGAUUAUUGAAGGAAAUCAGUGAAGGUAAGGAUUUGCUAAUGGAUUUCUGUACAUUAUUGGACUGAACAUGCAUGUUGCUAACCAUUGGCUGAAUGGUGGAACCACUAAAUACACAUAUAAUAAAGUAACCAACAUAACUGAAAAAAUGACUCUGUGCUCACCUUCAGAUAUUCUAGAGGCAUUGAGAGAACCAGUUGCUACGUUACCUCUUUCGGAUUGCUGUAAAUAUGUGUAUUAGUAUGGGAGCAUGGUAUCUGGAACUUUACAGUGGUAUAGUGACUAGAGAUGAGCGAAUUUCAUAUUUUGAAAUUCUCUCACGCUUUGGUGGUAAAAGCAGAAUUGCGUUAUGGAU